This is a messenger RNA of Boleophthalmus pectinirostris (great blue-spotted mudskipper), 2462 nucleotides long. It is a transcript of the gene mdm2, whose product is annotated as MDM2 proto-oncogene. The record is from RefSeq and is a predicted model, not a curated record. Gene Ontology annotation, molecular function: identical protein binding; ubiquitin protein ligase activity. Gene Ontology annotation, cellular component: nucleus. NCBI's taxonomy places the organism in Eukaryota, Metazoa, Chordata, Actinopteri, Gobiiformes, Gobiidae. Gene Ontology annotation, biological process: regulation of cell cycle; negative regulation of apoptotic process.
UUCAAAACAUGAAGGGGCGAAGACGUAAACAGUCCGUUGCUAACGUUAGAUGCUAACAUGACUGUUGUGGUGUGAUUUGUGAUAUUACCAAGUUAAGCCAGCUAUGUAAGCACCGAACUUUCUGUGGUUACAUUUAAUUUACAAAAUGGACUAAACUACUCGAUACCUUAACAGACUUAACAUGUUUGUAUUACGAGCUCAUUAGCUAGGGUUAGCUGCUCUCGCAAGUGCAGUAGGCCGCAGACCUCGUGUUUUCCAGCCGCUUUCACCCAGGUUAACCCCAAACAUAGACCUCAAACGAAGCCGCCACCCCAAAUCUUUGUCGUUUCUCCUGAAAUUUCCACUUAAAAAUUGUUUAACCAUGUCUGAUAAGGACUUCAGCUCAGACACCCCUGAUGACACUAAACUGGUCAGACCAAAGGUAGAGUUUCAGUCAUUACUACAACUUGCUGGUGCCACUAAAGACAUUUUCACCAUGAAGGAGGUGAUGUUUUAUCUCGGACAGUACAUUAUGCAGAAAAAGCUGUACGACCAGAAGCAGCAGCACAUUGUCCACUGUGCACAGGACGCACUUGGGCGAGUCCUGGGCGUUGAAAGUUUCUCAGUCAAAGAACCUCGUGCUUUGUUUGCUAUGCUCACCAAGAACCUGAUUGCUGUAAAGAGUCAAGACUCAUUAUCAACUGAUGGGCACAGCAGCAAUGAGGCCAACAAAACCACAGAGGGAGAGACAGAAAGUUGCACAUCGUCUCUAGACAGAAGCAGGCGGCGAAGGAGGAGAAGAAGGAGAAGACUCCUGAGCGGUGAUCCAGGUCCUUCUCAAAGCGCAGAGGCUGCAGAUGUGGAGGACGAGUCUGAGGAAGAGGAGGAGGGGAAAAAGAGGAGAAGAUCUGACAGCUACUCUUUAACGUUUGAUGAGAGCCUAUCGUGGUGUGUGAUUGGUGGAUUAGGAGGGGGACGGGACAGACAUAGUAGCCGCUCAUCAGAAUCUCAUAGCACUUCAGAGAGAUCAGAGGUCACAAUUCCAGCAUCAGAUUCUGACAGUGACAACUUCAGUGUUGAAUUUGAGGUUGAAUCCAUUGAUUCAGAUGACUAUGAUGAAGAUGAUGCUUCUCUAUCCGGAGAUGAUCAGGUUUACGAGGUUACAAUCAUUGAGGCUGAGGAAGAAGACUCCUUUGAUGAAGACACAGAAAUCAGUGAAGCUGACUACUGGAAAUGUGAAAAGUGUGAAGAGAUGAACCCACCUCUCCCAAGGCACUGUCAGCGCUGCUGGACCUUACGGCAGCACUGGCUGCCUGAAGUGACCGUUAAAUGUGAUUCUGGCCCCAAACUGCUCCCUCCAAAGCCAAAAGAAUCUGAGGCCAAAGAAAGUCCAGGUUUUGAUAAUGAGGAAAAUGAGGGGGUUGACGUUCCUGAUGGUAAAAGGGUAAAGAACCCUCCACCAUCUCAGUCUCUCGAUGACCGACUGUCUGUCCCAGAGUCCAGCUGCUCUGCUCCAACAUCCCAGGAGCUAUCCCCCUCACUGCCCUCCUCUUCAUCGUUCUCACAGGAGAAACUUUGGACCGACUCUCAGCCUUCAUCGUCAGACUCUCAAGAAACUCUUCCCUGCUCACCCCCAGUGACUUCUGGAGUCACUUCUGUGCCUGAGCUGGAGCGCAACGUGUCGGCAGAGUGGAGGCUGCCAGACUCCUGCCUGGACCCCUGUCUCAUCUGUCAGUCACGGCCGAAGAAUGGCUGUAUAGUCCACGGUCGAACAGGACACCUCAUGUCCUGUUAUGUUUGUGCAAGAAAACUGAAGAAGAGAAACAAGCUGUGUCCAGUGUGCAGGAUGCCUAUCCAGUCUGUCAUUCUGACUUACUUCAGCUAGUGGCCACAAAUAAUUUUGCACUAAAUCCAAUGCAACCAGCCUAGUUUUUUACCUCAGCUUUAGCAUUUGUAAAAUGGGACAUUUAAAUCUUCACAUUUUCUUAAAUAGUUGUUCAAAUAACAACUGAGACCAAUAUCUUUAGAUAGUAUUCUUUUUAAAAUUGACAAUUACAAAUUAUAUAUAUUUUUUUCAAACUGUGUAUUUAGCAUCAGUUCUGAAAAGUAUACAUCACAAUAUAUAAAAAUGUCUAACAUUGGCAAACUAAUUUAUCAGUUUCCUGGAAAGAAAUUAUGUAGGGAAAAAAUUUAAUUUUCACACUUUUUAGAAUAAUAUAAUUGCAAUUGGAUAUGACUGUACGUAAAUAUGUUUGCACUGGUGUAUACAUUAUUAUGUUAUUUAUUAAAUGCAAAAUAUGCCAAUUCUUUCCAGGAAAUCUGUAAGAAUGUGCUUUUACGGAUGUAAAGUGACUAUGCUAAAUAUUCUCAAUAUCCUAUUAUUUAUUUAAAGUUAUUUAAGAGGUUUGAGUAUAUUUAACAGUCAGUUUGAACAGUCUCCUUAUAUCAGAUUCUUUAUCUGAAAUAAAGUGUGUAUUGAAUAA